AUGCGAAAAAAUCAACUGAGAAAAGCAAGAACAGAACCUAUUCGAAAGUUACAAGGUGAAAAAUCUGAACAUUGGCCACCAUCGAAUAAUGAUACAUUAAAUCAAGAAUCAAAUCAAUCGAAACAAAAAACAAUUGAAACAUACUCAAUAACAUUUGAUAUCGAUGAACCUGGUUUCGAAGUUCUCGUCAACAAAAGUUUUAAUCGACUAUUAGCUAUCGUUGAGUCAAAAUGUCAGCUUGAAAAAGAAAUUAUUCAUCAUCCAAUUCAAAUUGAAAUACCUAAAUCAAAAGUAAAUCAUUCUGACGAUAGUACAUCGCACAACAAAUUACAGGAAGAUAAUUCUAAAUCAAUGAAUGAUGCUAGUAAGACUUUUGUCAACUUGAAUCCUAAUAUGUUUCAAAUAUCAUUUCAAGAUAGUACAUCAAUGAUCCAACCUUCAUUAUCUGCAGUGCAAAUGAAUUCCACAACACAAGCUGAAUCAGCUUCAAUCGUAGAUAAUAUAGCAAGGGUUGCUAUUGGCAACUCCAAAAUUGUUGUUUGUACUGCAGAUUUAACUAAGCAAUCGGUCGAUGCAAUCGUUGUUUGCUCGACACAAACAAUAGUACGUGAUAACAUUAUCGCUGCUGCUGGAGAACAAGUAAAACAUGCCUUUGAUGAAUGCUCAUCGAGCGCUACACCAGAAAUUGAAACAACAGGUGGUAAUUUACCAUGUAAACAGAUUAUUUUUCGUUCAUGGAUCUUUGAUAAAAAUCAAAUACAAAAUUUAAGACCAUCAAUAGCUAGAUUUGUUACAUCAGUAAUUUCAUAUGCGCUUCAUAAUAAGUUGACAACAAUCGCUUUUCCAAGUAUUGAUUGUGAGUCAUUAGAUGUCGAUCCCAAAUUGAUUGCAGAAUAUAUGAUUGAUGAGACCUAUCAACAAUUGAAAAAUUCCAUACAUUCUUCAUUAAUUAUUUCAUUCGUUCUGUUACCUCAACAACAAAGUGUAUUUGAUGCAUUUGCGGAUCAACUCGAGACAAUAAGAAUCAUUGAAAAUAAACCAGCUAGUGUUGUUUUCGAUAAACAAAUAGUGAGAAUUAAAUUGACUGGUUUUAACAAUAAUCAAUUGAUUGAAUAUCAAAAUAAAAUAAAACAAUUGGCUCAAUCAUAUUCAUCUAAACUUCAUCUGGCAGAUAAAGUUGAUUUAGCUGAUUGGUCUCAAGAAAACGUUCAGAAAUAUUAUGAUUAUUGUUUACAAAGACGAGUUAUACCAACAAUUGAUAUUCAAAACUCAAUUCUGGAUUUGAUAGGUCCUCAAGAUGCAGUGAGUUAUUUAAGCAUAUGAACCUAAACAGUAUUCAUUGCAGUGUUUUAUCCAGUGGGGGGGGGGGGGGGGGGGGGAGGCGGCAGAUUUUUUCCACCCUCGACAACCAGAUUGGCCGCCCCGAGAAAAGUAAAACUAAAAAAAACAAAUUUAUAAAAAACUAUAAAAAAAGUNGGGGGGGGGGGGGGGGGGGGCGGGGGGGGGGGGGGGCGGAGGCAUGGGACAUUUUGCCCUCCCGGAGACCGAGUUUGACCCCCCGAGAAAAAUGAAACUUAAAAAAAAUAAUAUCAAUAAAAUUUUCAUAAAAGUAUUUUUGAUGCGACAUUUUUGGAAUAAUUUCAACAAAUAUAGUGUCAGAGUCGCGUGACCUAAUUCUAACGCGAACAAUUUUAUCUCGCAGUAAUCAAUCUGUAACUCGGUUAUUGAUCAUCUUUCAAAGCUGAUCCUUAGUUUUUUUUUGAAUGAAGUGAACAUUUGUGUCGAUCUGUAUGUAUUUGAUCAUAAAGUAAUCAAUCUUUGUUUCAUAAGAGAAGGGAAAAUACGAGUGGAGUCGAGUUUUUUUCAAUUUUCCUGAUGUUCCUAAUUAUGCCACCGGG
Rotaria sp. Silwood2 is the source of this 1898-nucleotide messenger RNA. Lineage: Eukaryota; Metazoa; Rotifera; Eurotatoria; Philodinida; Philodinidae. The record is from the annotation of a GenBank genome assembly.